Molecule: messenger RNA, 4016 nt
Organism: Falco peregrinus (peregrine falcon)
Lineage: Eukaryota; Metazoa; Chordata; Aves; Falconiformes; Falconidae
Gene: MMD2
Product: monocyte to macrophage differentiation associated 2
Exons: 6
Coding region: 2388-3224 (278 amino acids)
Cellular component (GO): membrane
Molecular function (GO): pore-forming activity
Source: RefSeq, a predicted model, not a curated record
AGGAGCAGGGGACAAUGCACAGAGGUGGCUCCAGCUAUGGGACUCCUGCAUGGUUUGGGUCUUUGCACAUUGGGGGUAGGAAGCAGCACUGGGCUUCAUGACCCAUUCCUCCUUCUAAAGGAAAACCCUGCAGGACCCACCCGCUGAUCUGGUGACAUUAAAAAACCAGUCACUGCAUUCAGGGUACCCCUGAAUCUUGGAAACUCUCCUGAACAUCAGUACAGUUACUCAGAUCUUUGCAAGAAAGUGGGAAGGAUGAAAGAAAAGCAAGGUGGUCUUGUGCACAGUCAAUACGUGAGAGGAGCUGCCACGCAGGGAGGGGAUGCAUCCUGGUGGGGUAUGGGUGGUGUGAGCGUGGACAUCUCCGCAUCCCACCAUCGACCACCAUCGAGCAGCUCCCGGCUGCCUGCGAUUCUCCGGCUGCCAGGUUUGGAGGCAGCGCUGGGGCUAGAGCCAUUCCCCAGCAGGAUGCGCGAGCCUUCGGUUGCCAUAACAACUGGAUUCAGGCUUCAAAAAUAGUAACUUAUUUUUCAUUCAAUUUGCCUUUUGCCCUCUGAGACAGAUCUAUUUCGGGACUGAUGGUUCACUUCAGGUGCCCCUUGCAAGUGCCCCCACCAGCGGGCUGGGGGUUAUGUUGUUAAACGCGGUUUAUCACCAUUGUCUCUCCCUCCCCUAUUCAGGCCCAGAGGAAAGGUAAAGCAGGGCACAGGCAUCAUGAAAUAGCCUUUGCCAAAGCCUUGUCAUCUGGAAGGCUGGGGAAGGAACUUGAAUAAAAUCUUCCCAGCUAAGUGGCAGAGUGUGGGAGAGAUUUUUGGAGAUGAUCUCACUCUGCAUCUCAGCUUGGACCUGCUGCUCUCAGCCGGGGCUCGGCUGUCCCAGAUAUGCUGGGAAGGUCCUACCAAAGAUGGGGCUUAUUUUGUUCCCCCUGCACCUCCUGGAUCCUGCUGUUAUCAGUGCAGUCCCCAAUGGUGUCCUCCAUCCACGAUGGGAAAUGUGCAGGAAGGUUGACCCCACUGCCAGCUCCCAGCACUGGGGAACCAGGGUUCUUAUUGUGUGCAUUGAGGAUGCCCCACAGUGCAGCAUGCACCUGGUGCACCACCUCUUCUGCAUCCCCUGGGGGGUGAACUGCCUUUGGAAGGGGUUGCAGAGGGUGCCAGGAUUAAUUCAUGCCUGGAAUGAAGGGAUCCCUUAAUAUUUGUCUGUUUUGGCUUUUGAAAGGGGUGUGUGUGUUUUAUUUCCCAUGGAAAUGGCUGCAGGAACAUAACCCUUUGUGUCCAGAUGUCCUCGGCUGUUCCACCUUCCUCCCAUCAACCUUAUUAUGGCAUCAGCAAGAAGAGGUUGUGUUGGGGGGGUCAGGACUCUCCUCCUCCAGUUACUGCUGACCUCAUGUCACCUUUCAGUUCCCUUAGCUGCUGGCCUGAAGGUGCCUGCAUUCUCUGGCACAGGGUGGGCACAGGUGAUGCCCAGCUGCCCACAGAGAAGCCUCCAUCACCUUUUGCAUCCCCUCUCUGUGCUGCCCAAACUCAGAUGUACGUCAGGACAUCACCUGCCGUGAGAGCCUCCCUGAGUGGAGGAUGGAGGGGUGAAAGUGCUGGAUGGAGAUGGGGUGAGGAUUCUGUGCUCUCCAGUCCUUGCCUUGCUGUUGUGCUACUUUGCCCCCCUUCUCCUGAGCAGGGAGGGAUGGUGGGAUGCUGGUGGCACCCAUGGGCAUCCCACAGGAUGGGGCUGGGGCAGAGCUGCCCACCCCUCCGGAGCCACUGGAAAAUAAUGGGGGAAAUUCAUUAAAAGCAAAUCAAUAAAAGCAAAGCCAAACAGAACAACUCCCUGGGGAUGGCGGGCCAGGGGCGGGCAGGGAUGUGCCGGUGCCCCCCCAGAGGACCUCGCCGUGGGCAGUGAGCGGGCUGGCUGCCUGCACUACCCCCCGCCCCCCCCCCCCAUGCUUUAAUCACAUUUUCAAUUCAAAUCUGCUGCUAUUUGAUCCUCUGGGGGUGGCGGCGGGGAGGGGAAGGGGGGGGGAGAAUAUUUUUAGCUGUGCUUAAAGCUGCCGGGGCUGAGGGAGAUCGUGCAGGUUGCUGUGGCCGGGCAGAGUUGGACGGGAUCCCCCCGCCCCCCCCCCCCCGCCUCGUCUUUUUCUUCCUCCUCCUCCUCCUCUUUGCACAUCCGAGGGCGGCAGCGGGGCCGGCUCCCCCCUCCCGGAGGUCGCCUUUGUUUUCCCGGUGUCGCUCUUCCGAGCAGCCGGGGGGGCGGAGGGGGCUGGGCCGGCCGCCCCUGCUCCUCCUCGCCCCGCCGGAGCCCGCGGAGUUGUGCCGUGCCGCCGGGCAGCACUUUGCCCCCCAGCCCGGGGCUGAGCAGCCGCCGCCCCCCGGGACCCUCAUGGCACCGCCGCGAUGUUCGUGUCCCGGGUCCUGGAUUUCCAGAAGACGCGCUAUGCCAGGUUCAUGAAUCACCGUGUCCCAUCCAACUGCAGGUACCAGCCGACGGAGUACGAGCAUGCGGCGAACUGUGCCACCCACGCAUUCUGGAUCCUGCCCAGCAUCCUUGGCAGCUCCAUCCUCUACAUCCUCUCUGAUGACCGGUGGGAAACUAUCUCAGCCUGGAUCUAUGGCUUUGGCUUGUCCAGCCUCUUCAUCGUCUCCACCAUCUUCCACACCAUCUCCUGGAAGAAGAGACAUCUCAGGUACCAGCCCUGGUUGCUCGGGGCUCGGGAAGGGGGAGAGGGUCUGGAGGCCCCUGGUGCUGCAGGCUGUGACCCAUCUGUCUGCCCGUUCUGCAGGACCGUGGAGCACUGCUUGCACAUGUUCGACAGGAUGGUGAUCUACUUCUUCAUCGCAGCUUCGUACGCUCCCUGGCUGAACCUGAGGGAGCUGGGUCCCUGGGCCUCUCACAUGCGCUGGAUCAUCUGGAUCAUGGCAUCUAUCGGGACUGUCUACGUCUUCUUCUUCCAUGAGCGGUACAAGCUGGUGGAGCUGGUGUGCUACGUUAUCAUGGGCUUCUUCCCUGCCUUGGUCAUCCUCUCCAUGCCCAACAGGGAUGGCCUCCCAGAGCUGGUGGCCGGCGGACUCUUCUACUGCCUGGGCAUGGUCUUCUUCAAAAGUGACGGCCGCAUCCCCUUCGCCCAUGCCAUCUGGCACCUCUUCGUGGCCAUCGGAGCUGGCAUUCACUACUAUGCCAUUUGGAGGUACCUCUACCAGCCUGGCACGCUGGAGGCUAAAACAUCCCGUUAGACGCCUUAAAGACAUCGUUUGUGCCAACUGGCACAUGGGGGCAUGGAGAGGAGCGAGGAGGCAGCCUGUGCCAUGGGCUUGCCCCAAACCACCUGUUCGCCCCAUGGGCAGCAGCUGCUGAUGCCCUUCCCGCACAAACAGGCGAGCCAGGAGGUUGUUUUUAAACAGAUUUUUUCUUUUUUAAUCUCGGGAACUGUUUAUUGUUUUUAGGCAAAGGUUUGGUAAUGUGGUGACCAGCUGAUGGGCUGCAGGCAAUAGGGAAGCGACCACUCGCUGGCGGGUUUGGGGAGGCUUCGCUUAUCUGCCUGGCCCCGAGCAUCCCAUGGGAAUGGAGACCCUUGCCCCACCCACCCCUGGCUAGUGACACCCUGGGUUUGGCUACUGAAGCCCUUAGCAUGGGCUACCCAGGGGGCUGGAGGAGUUGGGAGGGCGGGAGAGACCUGGCCUCUUUCCUCUGGGAUGCCUGGGCAUGUGGCUGCCCCAGCCAGGGAGGGGGACAUGGUGGCAUUCCUGCAACACCCAGGACCUAAAUGGUCCUAAGUCACGUCAACACUAACUGCCCCCUCCCAGGUUCUUGAUGGGGAGGUCCGGAGUCAAAGCCUUACAUGAGAUCGAAACUUGAAUCUCUUCCAGGGUGCCCCAGAGUCCCCGAGCACUGGAAAACCCUUUCUCUAAGCCAGUAUUAAGUGCACAAGUUGGUACGUGCCCCCUAGACGAGUGCCCUGGGAGCCCCCAUGGACACCUUCUCCCUGGGGUGCUUUGUUUUCCUCUCCAGCCUCGGUGGUGGCAGCC